AAGUGGUCAGCUUUCUGAUAGUACGGGGAUGGGUUUUUGGUGACCUGAAUCAAUUGAAGUCGCUAUGGGAAUGCAAGACAUAGCAUCUUCUCAACAUGACCGAGGUUUCUUGGACAGGUACUCUUGGGGGGAAACGGAGGCAGACCGGGCUCUUUUAUGUACACGGGUGUACUGAUUGUUUAAUCCUGGUAUUGCCUGGAGUUCUUCUUCCGAGAUCCAUGCAAGUCUGCAAACCAGAAAUUCCUUCAUACCAUUUACUCCUUCUCUUGAGUGGAAUACAGUAUGAAUGAUAGUAUUUGGAAUGUAUCGUAGAGGACUAAGCGUAAUAUAAGAAGCACUAUAACUAAGUAAAAUUUUAGGUAGACACUCAGUACCAAAUUCUCAA
Messenger RNA from Aspergillus saccharolyticus JOP 1030-1, 385 nucleotides. RefSeq lists its product as uncharacterized. The coding region runs from base 96 to 290 and encodes 64 amino acids. The transcript has a single exon. The record is from RefSeq and is a predicted model, not a curated record. NCBI's taxonomy places the organism in Eukaryota, Fungi, Ascomycota, Eurotiomycetes, Eurotiales, Aspergillaceae.